ACUACCGAGAAACCGAGAAGCGCAGCAGAGAGAAAGACGAAGGAGAUCUGACUCUGAGGAUACGAAGCUCGGGUUCUGAACCCACUGGCCCCGUCGAAUACUGAAGCUCUGCAAGACGAGCUGCGGUACCGUAGAGGGAGAGCGGGAGAGACGAGAGGGCAAGAGAAGAGACGACAGACGGAGAGCUCUCGAUUGGAGUACUUGCAGGCUGGGCACCGUCUUCAUCACAGCGUCUGAAGUGACUCGUAAGAGAGAUACGUAGCGUAGCGAGCAGAGCGCUGCUGCUGCUGGAGCUGCUACAACUGCCUCUGGAAGGGGAGGGGUGGGAAUGAGGGGAGGACGCUGGCCACAUAGGAGUGGAAGGCGCUGCUGCUGCUCAGACUGAAAGCUAGACAGAGCUGCAGAGAGGGCAGCGUCGUUGAGUGCUGCAGCUAGCAUCGUAGCUACUGUACAUAGGUGGCUAACGACAUAGGCGGAGUGGAUUGUAGCGAGUAGAGUCGAACUCGCGAGACAGAGACAGAGCCAGAGAGACAGAGCGAGAGAUUAACGGGAGGGAGGAUUUGAGACCGUCCGAGUAAUUUGCGAGCGAAGUUACAAGAGUGACAGUACAGGACGACGAGAGAAGAGAGGCGAGGCGAGGCGAGGACGAGAGUCGGCUGUUUGUUGGUUCUCGACUCAUCGCCUGGGCGUCUUGUCAGUGGAGCGGGGUGGCGGUCCACUUAUAGCUAGGCGAGGGCCCGAGCAAGGGGAGGUGGAAGGAGUGAGUGAGUGAGUGAGGAGUAGUCUGUCUGAUGAGUAGAUUGAGUUUUUGAAUCACCCCAUCUGCUUUUGGGCUGCUCUACGGGAGGACGAAAGGGGGCUCGCGUCUAGAGUAGAUGGAAAAGAGUGGAGGCUUUGACUGGCGCUGAAUUUGCAUUCGAGAGGUCAAACUCUCGCUAGGGGUGAAGUGGUCGGUCGGUCCCGCCCUCCGAGCCUAUUGAUGGUGGUGGCGGUCCUCGCUGGAGCGGAAGAAAUAGGAUUCCGAAAGCUCUCUGAAUUCUCGUUCGCUCUUGUCGAGCCCUCGUCAAUUGAUAUAUGGACUGAGAGUUGACUCAUUGCUCUUCAUUGCCGCGCUCAACCAGCUUCGGAGCUGCUUCUAAUCAUCCGCCAUCUUAGACAGAGAGAGACAGCGAGACGAGAGACGAGAGACGUGAGUGAAUGAGUGAUCGAGACCGAGCACGUCCUGCCUGAACCAGCUCAUCAAUCAAAAGGAGCUUAGAGAGACUUGAAGAGCACAAUUCUUCCCUAAGUAGAUCAAUCGACGAAAAAUCUCGAGGGUCAAUACUUCUUUGACCCGUCUGCUCGGUCUGCCAGACUGAGCACUCCGUGCAACGACUUCCAAGUCAUUCAAUCGAGAAGCAUUUCCAGGCUCCCAUAAUUGCAGGGAGUCACAAUUCCACCCAUUACGGCACUUCAUCGAGGAACCUGGUGACCGUCCGAGUUCCACCGCUGCGUGUUAGUCCAGCUGGUGGGGGAUAGCCAAAAUUCGCAUCGUCUCGGAGGGAGUUUAUUUUCUUCGACGAAUUGUCAGAGUGGGAGGAAGAGCAGAAAAGCCGUGCUUUUAGGAGAGAAGAUUCAAUGGGGAAUGCAGCGACCUGCAGUUUGGUGGAUGUGGUGGGCACGGUGACGGUGACGCAGACGGAUGGACAGAUGCUGGAAUUUGUUCAGCCCGUAUUCGCGUUCCAGGUGAGGAAGCUGCAUCCGGGGAAUUGGCUCGUGCAUUACAUGAGCGUGCACGAUCCCACAUUGGGGCAGCACAGCAAGAUGUCAAUGCUGGCGGGCAACGAGGAGCUUCAACCGGGAGAAAUCUACUUCCUGCUCCCCAUACCUUCGCAUUUCCGAAAGCAGCUCUUCGGCUCCAAGCGCCACUCGUCCAAAGGCAACCCCAAUGGGACCAGCACCAGCACCGGCACCGGCAACAACAGCCACCAUCACCACCAGUCCUCUUCCAAGGAUACUCAGAUUAGCCAGAGGCUGCAGCUGCAGCUGCAGCCUCUGUACGACAUCAUCGAAGGCACGACUCCCAAACCCCAGGAGAUAACCAUGUCCGCGCUCUCCACGACGCUGGCGACGCCGCUGCUCCAGCAGCAGACGCAACAUUACCUGUCAUCGUCGCUCAUGAGCAUUCCUCAGCAACGACCCACCAAGAGAUGCAGUCGCCAGAGAUUUCACGUCGCCAGAGAUUGCGAUUGGAGACCCACCCUGGUCACCAUCCCGGAGGUGUUUUAAGGGAGGCUCGAGGCCCUCUCGAAGGUGUCAUGAGUCCCGCCCCGCUGUUUUUUAACCUCACUUACAUUAACUUCCCUCGUAUCCGCCUGCGCCCCUUCGUCAUCGUCGCCGUCACCCCAUCACCAUCACACCAUCAUCUGCUACUGCUGCCGCUGCCAGAGCUUUUCGGUGUUUCGGACGAUCCUUUCAGUCUUGGACGGACUUGUAGAUCGACGAAUUGUUCAAUCCAAGCUCACUUGUAUAUUUUCAGGAUCGCUGCCGGCACUGGAUGACAGAUUAUGGAAGAUAGCAGCAGCUUCAGUAUCACGUCCACUGUUUCUCGUCUUUCGAAUGGAUCCCAAAUUUCUGCAGCAGAUUUGUAGGGCUGGUAGAGGGCUUGUAACCUAGUAAAGGAUUCUUUAGCUGAUUGGGUGCUCCCACAUCACGAGUUUAGGCAGAUUGAAAAAAGUUUCAAUCAGAUCAAGAGCUCUCCUCGAUCUCAGGAAUCUGCGUAGAUUUUCAGGUUACACACGCACCUACCUACCAGGCUGCCAGCCGCCUGACCAACGUUUUAGGUAGAGAUGCAGCAGUUGAGAGAUUGUUUGCGAUCGAAGUGGUUUGUAUCUUACUUGUUUUAAGAGUAUCCACUUGAGCACGGUAUAUAAAAUGUGAAUUUGCU
Molecule: messenger RNA, 2926 nt
Organism: Marchantia polymorpha subsp. ruderalis
Lineage: Eukaryota; Viridiplantae; Streptophyta; Marchantiopsida; Marchantiales; Marchantiaceae
Source: the annotation of a GenBank genome assembly